AUGGAGCCCCGGCCGCGGCGACGGCGCAGUUGCCGCCAGCUGGUCUCUGCUUUCCUGCGCGACCCGGGCUCGGGGCGCGUCUACAAGCGCGGGAAGCUGAUCGGCAAGGGCGCCUUCAGCCGCUGCUAUAAGCUGACCGACAUGUCCACCAGCACCGUGUUCGCUCUCAAGGUGGUGCCACGUGGGGGGCCUGGGGUUCGGAGUCUGCGCCCCUUUGGGAAGGUGGAGCGGGAGAUCGCCCUGCACAGCCGCCUGCGGCACCGCAACAUCGUGGCCUUCCACGGACACUUUGCUGACCGUGACCACGUGUACCUGGUGUUGGAGUACUGCAGCCGAAAGGUUCACCGGCAGUCCUUGGCCCACGUGCUGGAGGUGCGGCAGACGCUGACGGAGCCUGAGGUACGCUACUACCUGCGGGGCCUGGUUAGCGGCCUCCGCUACCUGCACCAGCAACGCAUUGUGCACCGAGACCUAAAGCUCAGUAACUUCUUUUUGAACAAGAAUAUGGAGGUGAAGAUCGGGGACCUGGGCCUGGCUGCCAGGGUGGGGCCCGGGGGCCGAUGCCACAGAGUGCUCUGUGGGACCCCAAACUUCCUGGCCCCAGAGGUUGUCUCCAGGAAUGGGCACUCCUGCCAGUCAGACAUCUGGGCUUUGGGCUGCAUCAUGUACAUGGUGCUGACUGGCGACCCACCCUUCGUGGCGGCUUCCCUGUCAGAGAUGUAUAAGAACAUCCGAGAAGGCCGUUACCCCGAGCCCGCCCACUUGUCGCCCAAUGCCUGUCGCCUCAUUGCCCGCCUGCUGGCGCCCAACCCGGCCGAGCGGCCCAGCCUGGACCACCUGCUGCAGGACAACUUCUUCACGCAGGGUUUCACUCCGGACCGGCUGCCACCCCACUCCUGCCACAGCCCACCCAUCUUUGCCGUUCCUCAGCCUCUGGGCAGGCUUUUCCGAAAGGUGGGCCAGCUGCUAAUGAGCCAGUGCCAGCUGCCCUGCCCCUACACUCCCCACGAGGCUGCAUGUCCAGGAGAAGAUGGUCCCAAUGCUGACUUCAUGGAGUGGGGCAGUGAGGCCUCCCUGUUGGAGAGAGGGGCUCUCCGACCUGAGGUCCCCGUCCACCUGGUCACCCAAGGGAUCCUCCAGAGUGACCCAGCUGGGUCUGAGGGGAGCCCAAGACAGGAGGUGGAGGCGGCCAUUAGAAACCUACAGCUCUGCCUGAACCCUGGACCUCCAGUCACGCAGGACCCCGCGCGAGAGCAGGGGCCCAUCCUCUGGGCUCCCAAGUGGGUGGAUUAUUCCAGCAAGUACGGCUUCGGCUACCGGCUGCUGGACGGGACCAGUGGUGUCUUGUCGGGAUGGUACCCACAUGGCCCUGCGUCCCCCAGGGGGGAAGAGCGCCUGCCUGUGCCCACCCAGCCCGCCAGCCCGGGCCUCUGCCUGCUGCGCUUUCUUGCGUCCCAGCAGGCCCUGCUGCUGCUCUUCAGUGAUGGGGCCGUGCAGGUCAGCUGCAGUGGAGACCAGGUUCAACUGGUGCUGCACGGGCGGCCCGAAGAGUUGCUGCUCACGGUCUGGGAACGGGGCCGGCCUGCGGCCUCCUACACGCCGGGGAUCCUGCAGAGCCACGGCUGUCCCCCCGCUGCUCGCCAGCACCUGCAUCACGCGCUCCGCAUGCUGCAGAGCAUCUAG
This is a messenger RNA of Eptesicus fuscus (big brown bat), 1683 nucleotides long. RefSeq names its product polo like kinase 5 (inactive) (gene PLK5). Gene Ontology annotation, cellular component: cytoplasm; centrosome; nucleus. Gene Ontology annotation, biological process: protein phosphorylation; mitotic cell cycle; regulation of cytokinesis. Lineage: Eukaryota; Metazoa; Chordata; Mammalia; Chiroptera; Vespertilionidae. The record is from RefSeq and is a predicted model, not a curated record. Gene Ontology annotation, molecular function: protein binding; ATP binding; protein serine/threonine kinase activity.